This is a messenger RNA of Marasmius oreades (fairy-ring Marasmius), 1297 nucleotides long. RefSeq lists its product as uncharacterized. The record is from RefSeq and is a predicted model, not a curated record. The transcript has 6 exons. Bases 149 to 1063 code for a protein of 304 amino acids. Lineage: Eukaryota; Fungi; Basidiomycota; Agaricomycetes; Agaricales; Marasmiaceae.
CACCGUUAACUGAUUCCUUUAUCUGGUUCCCACAUCUCAGGCUAUGUAUUUCCAUCCAGGCUGGCUGGUAAUACACCUUUGGCCGCCCUGCUUCUCGCUCCUCCAUCAUGGCUAGUUUUCCUCUGGACGUGGCUGGUGUGAUUUCCGUAUGGUUCCAGACCCUACUAUAUGGUACAGAAUCAUCCCUAAACGCUCUUUAUCUAACUUGGUCGUGUCCUCUUCAGGAAUCUAUACCUGUCUUUUUUUCACUACCACUUACAUCUCGCUAAGGAAGAGGAUGUUACACACGAUACCCGCUAAAGUCUUUUUUGUUGCUACCAUCGUUAUGUACGCGAAUUGUACGACUCAUGUCGCAAUUAACUUGUAUCGACUACUUCAAGGAUACGUUUAUCAGCGGACGACCGUCGGUCCUGAGAACUACUUUGCAGAUCUAGGCCGGUGGGAUAAUAUUGUUCACGAUGCCCUCAAUGCCCUCAUGACGUGGAUGGGUGAUUCCCUCAUUAUCUACCGAUGUUACCUAGUCUGGGACAAUAAUAUUUACAUCGUCAUCCUGCCAGCGCUAUUGCUGAUUGUGAGCAUUGUCUCGAAUAGUGUGGCGCUUCACCUAUUCACCCAGGUACCCCUGGGUACCAUAUUCGGCCCGUCGCUCGUCGCUUGGAUGAGGACCAUAUAUGCCACGGCGUUUGCUCAGAACGCGUUGACGACGGGCUUGAUCGCAUACCGAAUUUGGAGGCAAGAGAUGAAUUCACGUAGAGCAGGGCUUCGUUCGAAAGAGUCGUCUUCCGACAGUCUUUUACCAGCCAUAAGGAUCAUCGUGGACUCUGCGGCGUUGUAUAUGGCGUUACUUUUAUGCCUUAUCGUUUUGUACGCGAUCAACCACAAUGGGCAGUUCGUCAUGCAAGAAGCAUCGGUUCCUGCUAUCGGUAAGUCAAUUGUUUUAUUAUCCCUUUCGGAACCAGCCGAUACCCGUUUGAACAAGGCAUUGUGUUCUGCUCAAUCUCCCUUCGACUUUCUCUGCGAUCCUAUGCCAUAUGGAAGACGUCUGGCGGUCAAGUUAGUGUGAAUUUGAAGUGGACAGAGCCAACAGAUCUCGAUACGAGCAUUGAAGAUACCCCUUACCGGCGUUAGUUCCCACCACCUCGGAUCGGAUGGUUUCACGACCCGUGCGGCGCAACAGCAAAAUGGAGUCUAUGAAGCACCUCCGGACUUGCGGUGAGACUGUACAAAAUACUUCCACCUAGGAUCAUUUCCCGCGUGUAAUUAUUUAUUUACGGACUAUCAAUGGCCCUUUCACUAG